Molecule: messenger RNA, 4628 nt
Organism: Bursaphelenchus xylophilus (pine wood nematode)
Lineage: Eukaryota; Metazoa; Nematoda; Chromadorea; Rhabditida; Aphelenchoididae
Source: the annotation of a GenBank genome assembly
AUGAUUUCUCUUCAAUUUCUCUCAUUUUUCACAGUUUUUCUUACUGUAACACCGGUCACUGCAGAUUGUAAGUUAUUUACUUAAAUUUUCAAAUAUUUGAAGUAGUUUUUACAAAGUUUUAUGGCCAUAGCACGGCCAAUAAUCCAUUUCUGACCGACCGACUUUACUCUUUUAACGCCCAUUCUUUGGAGACACUUCAUAGAUAAUGCCGAAAAGCCUCUGAUACUCCAUAAUCUGAUUCUCUCCCACUUUUUUGCCUCAGGAGAAAUAAAAAAAGUAAGAGAAAGUAAUUGUAAAAAGAGUGACCAAUAAGAAGGAGGGGAAGGGGAAGUACGCUUAUGUGACAAUUGGAGAGAAAAGAGGCUAAUUUGAGAGUACAAGUAUGCAGAGGACGGAAGGGAGGAUUAUUUGCGAAGGAGGAGCUCUCUUCUGCAAUAUAAAAAUAUUUGGAAAAAGAUGAACAAGUGUUUAAAAAGCCAAAAUGUUGCAUAAAAUGAAUAAAAAUACCUUCCAGCGUCAUCCGAAUGCUUUGACCAGCAAUAUUCAAAUCAUAUAGCCGACUUCCGAGCGUUGCACACCAUCCAGAGGAUAGCUGUGGUCGCUCCAUUAUCUGCAUUUUAUGUUCACGUGGAGAUAACUGAUGGGGCAGAACAAGUUGUCAAACGAGAGAACGGGGAACCCUUGAUUGUCUACUCCUCCAUAUCAUCAGCUUCUAUCGAUUGGCAAUCAUUAAAUGUACUCGCAAGGGCUGUGCGGGUUGUGUCAGUCUUUGAUGACAAGGAUGACAUUUCUCCUGUCAUCAUCGUCACUGCUUGUCCAUAUCGUAAGUUGAUUAAAACGAAAAAUAUUAGAUGACUUACUCAAAAUAUUAUUUAUUACUGCAGGAACUCGACCGGUAUAUCUGGAUGCCCAACCUUUUGCCGUGGACGCAUAUCGAGUCGGGCUUGUGUCCAUGUAUGAAAACGAAUUGGCCAUCGUCUUUCGGACAUUCGAAGAUGGAAUUUUCUUCUUUUCCAUGGCCGAUCAAGGGGAUAUGCUGGUGGCUCAGCUUGUUUCUGGUCGGGUCGAAUGUCUUUUCGAUUUUGGAUCACUUUCACGGUAAGACUUGCUUUUUUCAUUAGAUGACUUUCAAUUUCUAGCGCCUCAAUUACCGGUGGCCGCGCAUUAAAUGACGGGGAAUGGCACGAACUCCGAUGGACUCAUCAAUUUGAUUCCGUCCAGUUAUUCAUCGAUGGAGUUCUUGUAAAUUCCACAGUGCCCUCAGGGCUCUAUCGAAAGCUUGACUUUAACUUCCAAGUUGAGGUCGGAGGACGGCCGGAAGAUCAGUAUUCGGCCGAGAUUGAGACCAGUUUUCAUGGAUGCCUGGCUAAGGUUAGCCAAAUUAAGAAGAGAUAAUUGCAUUGUGUGACCUUAGUAAUGCUGACACCUACAUUUUAGGUAAUGUUGAACAAUGUCGAUCUACUUUCGAUGGCGCCGAAGACAGCCAGAGAUUGUCAAAUGCCGAAACCUCAGAUUUUAUCCAUCAGAUCGGGCUCUGUUCAGAUACCGUACUCCUUUUUACCUUUUGCUUUGGAAUUCAGAAUUUUAUCAGGACCGACUCCAGUUUUGUCAAUUUUGGAUUCGAUGAAUGGAACUUUGCUGGAAUUACGAGUAGAUGAACACAGUCAUCUUAUAUUGGAGGCUGAUGCAAAACAACUCAAACAACUGUCCACUCCAGGUAAACUACAAGAAUUACAUUUUGAAAUUAUGUAAUUUUUUUAUUUGUCAUCCUUUUUUACUUAUAGCUGUCGAUGUGACCGAUGGAAGUUGGCAUGCUUUAUCCGUCAAACUCCGAGGUGGUCGUCUUGAUGUUGAUGUGGAUGGUUACACCGUCCUAUGGUUGGAAGGUUCGCUUGUCCGUAAGAUCGGCCUCAAAAUGACGUCAUUCCGAAUUUCGGCGGCUGGUUGUUUUCGAUCAGCCACAGUUGACUUGAAGAGUGCAUCGCUUGUGAUGGGUGACAUUAUCCGAGAUAAAUGCGGAUACAGUGACAAAUGUCUGCCAAAUCCAUGCGAAAAUAAUGGGAAAUGUCUGCAGGUGGAUUUGGAUAAGUUCAAAUGUGAAUGUACUUCACAAUAUACAGGAACUUAUUGCCAUACUUGUAAGUACAACGAUAUAUUCAAUUAUUUUGUAAAUCUGUUUCAGCUCUUCUUCCAAGGUCUUGUGAAGACCAUUACAAUCGAAAGAAGGCCCAAUCUAGUGGAUUGCCAUCUCUGUUUGGCAAACUGCGGCCUCAUUAUUCCGGUCCAAUCAACAAUAUCACCAUCGAUCUUGAUGGUGGAGGCCCUUUAAAGCCGUUGAAUGUCCUGUGUUCCCAUUUCAAUGACAAUUCCCAAGCUGAAUCUACAGUUCUUGAGCACAAUGUAGUCCAAGGAGUGUAUGUGACAGGUCCAACAGAGCCCGGAGCUGUCCGCCGAGGCCUCGAUUAUGGUGUUGAUGGAGAAGAAUUGGACCGGUUUAUUGAUGGAUUUGAAAGUUGCAAGCAAUUCAUGAGGUUUGAAUGUCAAGGCGGAGCCAAGUUGAUGUCCUAUGGACAAGAAAGACGGCCUUCUACUUGGUAUGCGACUAGAAAUGGGCAACAUGGACUGCAAUGGGCAGAUGCCCCGCCCUUCUCGAGGAUGUGUUCCUGUGCCAUCAACUCUUCUUGUAGUCAUAAUAAGAUGUGUAAUUGUGACAGUGGAAGAGAUGGGAUCGAUGAGGGAUACAACACUCACUCUCAGUUGUUACCAAUUAUGCAGCUAUAUGUUGGCGGAACACAACAGUCGAGCUCUGUUAACAUCAGUGUGGGACCUUUGAGAUGUCAGAGAAGACGUAAGGAAAAGAUUUACAAUAUUUAUGAUAUUGGUUUAGAAGUGUAUGAGACAGUAACUUUUAUCGAUCGUAAUCAGAAUGUUGUCGGAACCCAAUCCUUUGGACUGGGUACUGUAUUCGACAUCUACCUUCAAGUCCGCUUUUCCCAUUCUCAAAUGACAAUUUUUACAUGGGAGUCUGCGAAUGGGGAAAGAUGGUAUCAACUGUUUGUGAGAGGUCGGUUUGACUUUUAUUUCAGACUUUCCGCGCCUUGAACUACGUACAUAUAUGAGUAUGACUUUUAGAUGGUAAAGUGGUGGGCCAAAUAGUAAAUGCUGGCAGAUCCCAUGAAAUUGUGAGCGAUGUCAAUAUAAACGACAACGAAUGGCAUACCAUAUAUUGGGAGGCUGAUCCUCAAACAGCCAAAUUGGUGGUGGAUAGGCACGAGAAGACGGUAUCCGCGUUCUUUAUUCUGCCUGAUACAUUUACAUUCAUUUUGGGAAGUAGAACUGGCCGAGGAAAUGCUGGAUAUGCGGGUAAGUCUAAAUUUAUUUUGAUAGUAUACUGUAUUGGGUUCUAUUACUUUAAGAUGACUUAUAAACCCUUCUUUAAGGUCAAAUACGCGGCUUAUAUCUUUGUGGCAAAGAGAUUCAGAUCGCCCAAUUGGUUCGGAAAUUGAAUCCAAUGGGUGUUCAAAUCGGCGAUACGGGUUAUUGCAGGAUGAAUAGAUGUGCAAAUGGGGCCAAUUGUGUGGAGUAUUACGACAAUUACAAGUGUAAUUGUUCGAUGACUCCGUUCAGUGGGGAACAAUGUGACCAAGGCAAGUGUAAUAUAAAAUUUUGCCCAUAAAUUGCUCCUAACUAUUAAAUGUUUUACUUACAGAAGUCGGAAUGUGGAUUCCGACCGGUUCCUCACUCCAAAUUCCUUGGCAACAUCCAGCUCAAGUCGCCACUUGUUACCGGAUUAAUGUCCAGACCGCCAUUUCCAAUGUCUCGUUGAUCAGAGCCCGUGCUCUCUUUGCCGAAUCGGCUUUCAACAUGAGUAUUGAUAUCACUGGUCAUCUGAAUAUUCGGAUAUUUGAUGGAUUCUUUUACUCCAAGAACUUGACUGAUCAGAAAAUUAUAAUUUCGGAUGACAAAACCAAAGACAUUGAGUUCUGUGCCAAUCGACAGCAUUUCAAUCUCUCCGUAAAUGCCGAACAAAUCUUUUCCCUCGAGGGGAAUUUCACUUUCUUCAUUAACCUAAAUCAAUGGAGGCUUAUCAGUACGAGUAAGUUUACUUGCAUUUAACAUAACAUCCUUUUAGACUUUACUGGAUGCAUUUCGCGCCUUCAAAUCGGCUCUAGUUUUCCGUUGAAGAAUCCAAAUGGCUCAAGAAUGAAAUAUUCAGGGAAGAUCAAGUUCGGGUCCUGUCCUUUCGAUCCUUUGUAAGUCUAAAAUUUAUUUCGAUGACGUCAUUUUAGACAAUAUCAACCAAUCGAAGAGCCGGAUGAGAAGCCUUCCGAGAUUCAGAUUAGUUCUGUGAUAAAGAACCAACAGAAAUUGCUGAUCAUUACACGUAAGUAAUAAAAGUAAAAUUGUCUUUCACCGGGAAGAUAGGUGUUUGAUAGUAUAUUAUUUUAGCGGCGAUUGGUAUAAUAACCGCGAUUUUCUUGGCCGUCUUGCUUUGCAUUGUGAUAUGUUACAUCAGAUCAAGACCAGAUGGAGUCUACAAAACUAACGAGAACGUGGUCCCUUACUCUUCGAAGUCGGUGGAACCCUUGGUUCAUGAGCAUCCCUACUCAAAAGAGUACUUCUGCUGA